CUUUGAUUUAAUAAAGUUGCUAUGAAAUAACACCCUAUGUUAUAGCACUGUUUAUGUUAAACAAAUUGCUUUCUAAAUAGUCAAAGCAGCCUUCAUUGUUUCCAGAACUGUCUCUUUCUUCAAUUCUCCUGCCUUUACCUUAUUUUGGCCAUGGUAGUGCACUGACUGAUCUACAGUUUCUUCUUCCCUCCAAGCUGUCAACAACUCCAUAGCUUCUGGUUUUGUUUUUCUAAUAUGCUUUUCAUAAUACCAUUGCUUGUAAGGAAACCCACCAGAUAAAGGCCAGCUUCUUGGCAUGGCCUUGAUUCAAAGUCCUUGGUCCCAGUUGCAUUUCCAGCCUAAUCUCCACUCCCAUUGGACUGCCACGCUUCCUGUGUCACACUCAGCUCUUCCUUGCCUUUGAGUGCUAUUUCUGGACCCUAGAAUGGCUGCCAUUCUCUUCUGCCUGGCUAGCCCUUACUCAUUUUUUAACCAUCACUGAUCACCACCUGCACGUGCACGUAUGAACCAAAAAACCUAGUUACAGCCUAUCUGUGUUCCCAGAGCACUUUUUAGAUAUUUCGGUCAUUGCAUUUAGCACAGUGUAUACUCUCUCUCCUUUGGCACAGAGACUAAGGAAGAAAAUCACCAGCGCUGUGCCCUCUCGGGUCUUAUUUACUCAUGAGGUAUUAUUGCUCUGUGCUUUUCCUGUCCUGUUUAGGAAAACAUAACUGAAUCCAAGUGAGUGAAAGUGUGGUUAUUACCCAGGUUAUCUUGAAUUUAUUUAGUCUGUUUUUUUAAAAGGGAAUAAUUUGCAACCUCUUAGACCUUAUUAAAUUCUGUACUUACACGGAAUACUUACACUAAAUACUCUUUAGAACUAAUCAUGACAUACCUUAUAUCUGAUGGUGGCAAACCAGCAUGUUAUAGAUGGAGACACACUGAUUUUAGGAUAUAUUGCGAUUUAAGCAUUACAGCUCUUUGUUCCACCAGACUAUUUAUUUCUUGAGAGCCAGGACUAUUUUAUCCAUCUUUUUCCUUUUGUUGUUCUAGAGUAGUGAUUUAAAAAUUUGCCUACUUUAGCUACUAAAUUGAAUUUCGAGAGCAUUGCCAGGGAGGAAUCAAACACCCUCUACUGGCAUUAAUACUUUCUCUUUUGGCCCAUGCCCUGGUAAUGCUAAAACAUCAAAUGUCAUGCUGAUGUUUUUAUAACAAGACCGAGAUUACCUUACCUUGUUUUACUUGUGUCACUUUCACUGUUCUAAUGAUUUUUUUUUCCUGUCUUAAGAAUGAAUUCAUCACGUUGGGAAUAAGAAAUUUAGUGAACAUGCAAUAAUGUAAUUUUCCUUCCCUGUAAUCUUAGUAAGCUGUAUGCAGUAUGCAUGAAGUUUAUGACUUAACCAACUAAAACCAUGUAUUUUUUAAAAAAUGAAAAUUCUAGAGAUAAAUAUUGAUGGAAAUAUUUUUUAGUCUUAACUUAUCACUGUGCUACAAAUCUGAAAGAUACAAAUAGAGCUUUAAGUUUUACAUUCGCUACACUGAAAUAUAGUCCAGAAAGAAUUCGACCUGAAUUCUUUAAUAAGCACAAUGGAAGGGUUGUUUACUUUUGGGAACUAAUAGCUGCCCCAUUCUUUGUGAUUGUCUGCUUACAUAAUUUGUUAUGAAAGAAUGCUUCUAGGUAAACCCUCUCUCCAGAAUGCUGGUGGUUUGUUCUCUUCUGCUUGGGAAGGGUUAAGAGGAGACAACAUCCUGUCAAAGACCUUGUUUUUAAUUUUGCUUCUCACACUGGCACAGAUCCUGCUAAGAGCAGCCCAGAUUAGUUCGGAAAACCUUUGAAGAGAUUUAAGAUGUCCUUCAGCCAGUUUGAAGGUUUUUGUCUUGCAAAUCCAGUACAAGGGCGCCUGCAGGCAUCUCGACCCUUGCUGUGCUGCUGAUGCAGCUCAAGGUCACACUAACCCGCCCUGUGACAUUCAACAACAACAAAAAAAAUUAUGCGGUGAAACUGCCUCAGCGUUCAACCAACCAACAACUUCCUUUAGUGAGGAACUGAGGAAGAAGUCUUUUUUACCCCCCUUUUUCUCUUUUGGGGGGGCUCUGUGAAUUUUUGCUGUAGGAAAUAAUCCCGGAUUUCUGGUGUGUGUGAUGACAAGGUCAUUUCUUAAUUAGAACACAUGUAAAGAACAAAGCUAAAUGGCUUCAAAACAGCUUUGUAGUUGAUGGAGAGGAUUUAAAUUAUUUAAAGAGAUAGUCACCCAUGUAUGAUGGAAGCUGAAUUCUAAAGGCAUUAACUCCUUCAUUCCUAUCUACUUGUCAUUGCUUUGAAUUCCGUAUGUCUGACUUUAGAGGGUUGCAUUCUAAACUUCAGAGAAUUUAUAAAUGCCCAGUUUUAAAAUGAUGAAAUAUAAUUUAUAAAUCAAAUUCUCAGAUAAACUUUUAAUGGAGAUGUUUUCUCCCCAUGACAUCUAUCUCCUAGAAGCAUUAUCAAAUGGCUUGAUUUAGGAACUAGGAAUUACACACUCUUCCCUCUGGCAACUGUGAUUUAUUUAUAAUGUGUUGGAGGUGGGUGAGUAAAGUGCUUCUUUAUUGCCUCACCUUCUCUCUUCCUCACUUUUAUCCAUUUGUGAUUUGGAAGUCUAGUUGAGCAAUUUUCUCCUGCCUCUUUAGAAAUAACAGCACAUAUCAUUCAGGUUUUUCAGCUUUCAAAGAGUUGGUGUAGGAAGACCAUCUUUUUUCUAUGGAAAAAAAAAAAGUAAUCUUAGUGAAAAAUGAACUUUAAGAAAGUUGUUUCUGAACACGCAUGACAUUUUAAGGCACAAUGAGACCAUGUCCAUGAACACUCAGUAGCCAUAUUGGAUCUGCUCCCGUUCUUGCGGCUUGUUUCCCCAUGUUCCUCCUUCGCUGCCUGCGAAUGUUAACUACCAAAUACAUUAGUUGGACAAAGUCCAAGUGCGUUGGCUUUCUGUGCUUGAGACUGAAUGUGUAUCACCUCUGCAGGAUUGGAGCAGAACAAUCUAAGAGUAAUUUUGUGGUUGAUAUUUUCUUUAUGUAUGUUGUGUAUAGAAGCACACGUGGCAGUUAUUUUUUUGUCCACCAAAUGACAUUGUGUAGAGAAAGUUACCUUCAACAUUAUGAUAUUAGCAAAACAAUUUUCUCAGAAUUUAUACCCAGUUGCUUUUUGACUGAAGUAGAAUCAGGACAAGUACAAUAUUUUAAGUGUGAUGAUUUAAAUUGAUAUUUUGGAUUUGUGGGCCGCACUGAAGAAAUUUGUUUGAGGGGAUAACAUGAUGGACUGUGUAAGAACAAGUUAGAAUGAACUAGACUUCUUAUUCUGAAGGAUUUUUCUCCUAUUGAGAAACAAUUUUUGCGGUCCGUGAAAAUCCAUAGUUUUAUAUAAGGGUAUUUUAAAGAUUUCAGAUUUGCAAAAAGAAAGUAUUGGAGGGGAAAUCUAUAUGCAAGGAAAUGGUUAGUGUGAUUCAUAGCAUCCUGCCCUUGCCUGGAGUCUGGUGUGCCCUAAAUGUCAUGUAUGACCCAAGCUCACCUGCUAGUAAUUUCUAAUUUACUGUCCUAAUUCAUCGAUUUGUUAUCACUAAUUGUUCUUCAUUUACUUCUGUGUAGUUUCCAGUACCUAAAGGGUUGAAAGGUUGCUGUAAUUGGCACCCGCAGCUGCUCUUUCUUUUGACAGGGGAUAAUUUUGCAGCCUCUGCUUUGUGUGACAGCUGCCUAAUUGGGCAUUCUCCCCUUGUAGCAAGCCUGCCUCCUCCAGCCUCCCUGCUGACAAAUGGUGGUGGAUUAUAGAUGAGGACACGCUGACCCGUUCGACCUUGCUGAGACAGCGGGGAGGGGCCUCCUGCUACUUGAGGGAAGCGUUAGGUCAUUUAGAGGACAAGGUCAUGAGCCAGGUGGAGAAAUGACAUGAUAUCACAUGACAGUAGCCUGAUGACAUGGUCAGUGUGUCAAGGACAAAUGCAUCAGUAUCGAUUAAACGUUAUUGCAAUACUUUUCAUUGAGUCCCUAGUAUUUCUUAAUUGUUCCUACUGAUUUUUUUUUAAGAAAUAGAAAAAGUGCAAAAGGAGACACAUGUAUUUUAGCAGUGUUAGAACAAUUGUUUACAUGAAAACAAUUGGUGUAGGAUGCCUCCUAGUAAGUUUCUUCAGUAUUUUGAGUAUUAUGAGUAUUUUGUUCUUAAUUUUUGCUUAGUUUGCAGCCCCUUAACUAUCAAUACUUUUCAAGAGUUGUUUGAAAAUUAAGGCAGGCAAAUUAAAAUGUGGCAAUGUAUGUUGUUAAAAAACAUUUAACAGCGUCUGUCAUUCCCCUACUCAAUGAUUGGCAUAGCUUUUCAUAUUUUGAAUAAAAGAAAAAUAAGCCAAGUGAAAAUGUGUAAUUGAAAAGAACCCCAGAACUCUAGAUUUAUAAGAUCAGCCAUACCACUGUGAGGCCAUAAUUAUGAAGUGUUAAAGGUACUUUUUAAAUAAUUUUUGAGACCUGAAAAUAUUUUUCAAAUAGCUUGGGAUUAUUCAUAAUGUAAAUACUUCAAGAUACAUGAAAAUCUGUUGUAUGUGUUGUUACUGGUAAUGCACAUGCUUUUCUUGAGAAAGUCGACUUGAGCUAUUACAAUACAUUUUUAAGUGUAAAAUCUUCAGAAUCCAUGCCGAGUCUAUUAACCCUGUGUUAAUACCUGAAAUGAUAAAUUCAUGUAAAACGGCACUGGAUAGUACAAUUAAGAAAAAUGCCUAGUUUUAAAAAUGGUUAACAGUUGAAUACAAAGAUCAUGGUUCUCAUUUCUGGAAAAACAAUCAUUGGGCACUUGAAUCUAAGUCCUCAGUUCAACAGGAGGUAAUUUUAUGCCCCUGAGAUUUAAAAAAAAAAAAACGAGGCAUGGUAAAGUGUGAUGAAUUUGUUCACCGAAGUAGACACAUCUAUAUUUUCAUGGCACGUGUGUGUGUACGGGCGCGUGUGUGUGUUUCAUUUUGACCAUGCUGUGCAUGUGUUUAGCUGCUCUCAAACCCUGACUCAAGCUUGGUGGAGGUUUAAUCCUGUGCCCUUGUACACGUAUACUUGAUUAGUAGUUGUGGUUAUCUCAGCAGAAGACAUACCGCCCUCCUCCUUGUAUUGGUCGGGACCUGGGCAUUGGGGAGUCAAGGCAAAGGAGAAAGAAAAGAGAUUUUACAUUAGUAUUCUAUGAAAGCCUUACUGUCUGCAGAACAAAUUGAUUGCUCCGGUGUACCUGUGCUUGGCACUACUGCUGUGAAAGAAAGAACACUGAUAUUUGCAUUUAAUGGGGAACAAACGAUGAAGAAGGAAAAGGAAUAUAUUCACUAAGGAUUCUAUCUGCGUACUGCUACAGACCUGUGUUUUAAGGAAUUCUCCUUCUUCUUGCAUAGAAGUUGAUCAGCUCUGUGGUCAGACUCAUUUAUCUUGUCAUUGCCAGAAGAAAUCCUGGACAGAAUGUAACAGUACGUCUCUCUCUGAUUGCUAUGGAAGGUGAUAAACUGAUACUCACUUAUUAAAGUUACGUCUCACUCACCACAGAAAACCAUUCUUUAAAGUGAAUAGAAACCAAGCCCUUGUGAACACUUCUAUUGAACAUGACUCAUGGAGAAGAGCUUGGCUCUGAUGUGCACCAGGAUUCUAUUGUUUUAACUUACCUAGAAGGAUUACUAAUGCAUCAGGCAGCAGGGGGAUCAGGUACUGCCGUCGACAAAAAGUCUGCUGGGAAUAAUGAAGAGGAUCAGAACUUUAACAUUUCUGGCAGUGCAUUUCCCACCUGUCAAAGUAAUGGUCCAGUUCUCAAUACACAUACAUAUCAGGGAUCUGGCAUGCUGCACCUCAAAAAAGCCAGACUGUUGCAGUCUUCUGAGGACUGGAAUGCAGCAAAGCGGAAGAGGCUGUCUGAUUCUAUCGUAAAUUUAAACGUAAAGAAGGAAGCUUUGCUAGCUGGCAUGGUUGACAGUGUGCCUAAAGGCAAACAGGAUAGCACAUUACUGGCCUCUUUGCUUCAGUCAUUCAGCUCUAGGCUGCAGACUGUUGCUCUGUCACAACAAAUUAGGCAGAGCCUCAAGGAACAAGGAUAUGCCCUCAGUCAUGAUUCUUUAAAAGUGGAGAAGGAUUUAAGGUGCUAUGGUGUUGCAUCAAGUCACUUAAAAACUUUGUUGAAGAAAAGUAAAGUUAAAGAUCAAAAGCCUGAUACAAAUCUUCCUGAUGUGACUAAAAACCUCAUCAGAGAUAGGUUUGUAGAAUCUCCUCAUCACGUUGGACAAAGUGGAACAAAGGUCAUGAGUGAACCGUUGUCAUGUGCUGCAAGAUUACAGGCUGUUGCAAGCAUGGUAGAAAAAAGGGCUAGUCCUGCCACCUCACCUAAACCUAGUGUUGCUUGUAGCCAGUUAGCAUUACUUCUGUCAAGCGAAGCCCAUUUGCAGCAGUAUUCUCGAGAACAUGCUUUAAAAACACAAAAUGCAAAUCAAGCAGCAAGUGAAAGACUUGCUGCUAUGGCCAGAUUGCAAGAAAAUGGCCAGAAGGAUGUUGGCAGUUUCCAGCUCUCCAAAGCCAUGUCAAGCCAUCUUAAUGGUCAGGCUAGAACAUCAUCAAGCAAACUGAUGGCUAGCAAAAGUAGUGCUACAACAUUUCAAAAUCCAAUGGGUAUCAUUCCUUCUUCCCCUAAAAAUGCAGGUUAUAAGAACUCACUGGAAAGAAACAAUAUCAAACAAGCUGCUAACAAUAGUUUGCUUUUACAUCUUCUUAAAAGCCAGACUAUACCUAAGCCAAUGAAUGGACACAGUCACAGUGAGAGAGGAAGCAUUUUUGAGGAAAGUAGUACACCUACAACUAUUGAUGAAUAUUCAGAUAACAAUCCUAGUUUUACAGAUGACAGCAGUGGUGAUGAAAGUUCUUACUCCAGCUGUGUUCCCAUAGACUUGUCUUGCAAACACCGAACUGAAAAAUCCGAAUCUGACCAGCCUGUUUCCCUGGAUAACUUUACUCAAUCCUUGCUAAACACUUGGGAUCCAAAAGUCCCAGACGUAGAUAUCAAAGAAGAUCAAGAUACCUCAAAGAAUUCUAAGCUAAACUCACACCAGAAAGUAACACUUCUUCAAUUGCUACUUGGCCAUAAGAAUGAAGAAAAUGUAGAAAAAAACACCAGCCCUCAGGGAGUACACAAUGAUGUGACCAAGUUCAGUACACAAAAUUAUGCAAGGACUUCUGUGAUAGAAAGCCCCAGUACAAAUCGGACUACGCCAGUGAGCACUCCACCAUUACUUACGUCAGCCAAAGCAGAGUCUCCCAUCAAUCUCUCUCAACACUCUCUGGUCAUCAAAUGGAAUUCCCCACCGUAUGCCUGCAGUACUCAGUCUGAAAAGACUGCAUCUAACCACUCAAUGGACCUUACAAAAAGCAAAGACACGCCAGGAGAGAAACCAGCCCAAAACGAAGGUGCACAAAACUCUGCAACUUUCAGUGCCAGUAAGCUGUUACAAAAUUUAGCACAAUGUGGCCUGCAGUCUUCCAUGUCAGUGGAAGAGCAGAGACCCAGCAAACAGCUGUUAACUGUAAACACAGAUAAACCGAUAGGUGUGAUUGAUAGAUUAAAUAGCCCUUUGCUCUCAAAUAAAACGAAUGCAGCUGAAGAAAGUCAAGCAUUUAGUAGUCAACCAACAGGUCCUGAACCGGGGCUUUCCGGUUCUGAAAUAGAAAAUCUGCUUGAAAGACGUACCGUCCUCCAGUUGCUCCUGGGAAACCCCAACAAAGGCAAAAAUGAAAAGAAAGAGAAAACUCCCUUAAGAGAUGAAAGUACUCAGGAACACUCAGAGAGAGCUUUAAAUGAACAAAUAUUGAUGGUGAAAAUAAAAUCUGAGCCUUGUGAUGACUUACAAAUUCCUAAUACAAAUGUGCACUUGAGCCAUGAUGCCAAGAGUGCUCCAUUCUUGGGUAUGGCCCCUGCUGUGCAGAGAAGCGCACCUGCCUUACCAGUGUCCGAAGACUUUAAAUCGGAGCCUGUUUCACCUCAGGAUUUUUCUUUCUCAAAGAAUGGUCUCUUAAGUCGAUUGCUAAGACAAAAUCCAGAUAGUUACCUGGCAGAUGAUUCAGACAAGAGUCACAGAAGUAAUGAAAUGGCACUUCUAGAAUCAAAGAAUCUGUGCAUGGUCCCUAAGAAAAGGAAGCUUUAUACUGAGCCAUUAGAAAAUCCAUUUAAAAAGAUGAAAAACAACGUUGUCGAUGCUGCAAACAAUCACAGUGCCCCAGAAGUACUGUAUGGGUCCUUGCUUAACCAGGAAGAGCUGAAAUUUAGCAGAAAUGAUCUUGAGUUUAAAUAUCCUGCUGGUCAUGGCUCAGCCAGCGAAAGUGAACACAGGAGUUGGGCCAGAGAGAGCAAAAGCUUCAAUGUUCUGAAACAGCUGCUUCUCUCAGAAAACUGUGUGCGAGAUUUGUCCCCGCACAGAAGUAACUCUGUUGCUGACAGUAAAAAGAAAGGACACAAAAAUAAUGUGACCAACAGCAAACCUGAAUUUAGCAUUUCUUCUUUAAAUGGACUGAUGUACAGCCCCACUCAGCCCAGCAGUUGCAUGGAUAACAGGACAUUUUCAUACCCAGGAGUAGUAAAAACUCCUGUGAGUCCUACUUUCCCUGAGCACUUGGGCUGUGCAGGGUCUAGACCAGAAUCUGGGCUUUUGAAUGGGUGUUCCAUGCCCAGUGAGAAAGGACCCAUUAAGUGGGUUAUCACUGAUGUGGAGAAGAAUGAGUACGAAAAAGACUCUCCGAGACUGACCAAAACCAACCCCAUACUAUAUUAUAUGCUGCAGAAAGGAGGCAAUUCUGUUACCAGUCGAGAAACACAAGACAAGGACAUUUGGAGGGAGCCUUCAUCUGCUGAAAGUGUCUCACAGGUCACAAUCAAAGAAGAGUUACUUCCUACUGCAGAAACGAGAGCUGCUUUCUUUAACUUAAGAAGCCCUUACAAUAGCCAUAUGGGAAAUAAUGCUUCUCGCCCACACAGUGCAAACGGAGAAGUUUAUGGACUUCUGGGAAACGUGCUAACAAUAAAAAAAGAAUCAGAAUAAAAUGUACCUGCCAUCCAGUUUGGGAUCUUUUUAAAACAUAAUGAGUAUGAACUUGAGAUCUGUAUAAAUAAGAGCAUGAUUUGAGAAAAGCAUGGUAUAAUUGAAACUUUUUUCAUUUUGAAAAGUAUUGGUUACUGGUGAUGUUUAAAUAUGCAUACUAAUUUUUGCUUAACAUUAGAUGUCAUGAGGAAACUACUGAACUAGCAAUUGGUUGUUUAACACUUCUGUAUGCAUCAGAUAACAACCGUGAGUAGCCUAUGAAUGAAAUUCUUUUAUAAACAUAAAUAAUAGGCAUAAAUUAAAAUGUAAAACUCCAUUCAUAGUGGAUUAAUGCAUUUUGCUGCCUUUAUUAGGGUACUUUUAUUUUGCUCUUCAGAAGUCAGCCUACAUAACACAUUUUUUAAAGUCCAAACUGUUAAAACAACUCUUUAAAGGAUAAUUAUCCAAUUAAGAAAAAACCUAGUGCUGAUUCACAGCUUAUUAUCCAAUUCAAAAAUAAAUUAGAAAAAUAUAUGCUUACAUUUUUUCACUUUUGCUAAAAAAGAAAAAAAAAGUGUUUAUUUUUAACUCUUGGAAGAGGUUUUGUGGUUCCCAGUGUGUCUGUCCCACGCUGAUCCUUUUCAAUAUAGAUUUCUUUAAACCUUGUACUACUUAGUAAAAAUUGAUUACAAUUGAGGGAAGUUUGAUAGAUCCUUUAAAAAAAAGGCAGAUUUCCAUUUUUUGUAUUUUAACUACUUUACUAAAUUAAUACUCCUCCUUUUACAGAAUUAGAAAAGUUAACAUUUAUCUUUAGGUGGUUUCCUGAAAAGUUGAAUAUUUAAGAAAUUGUUUUUAACAGAAGCAAAAUGGCUUUUCUUUGGACCGUUUUCACCAUCUCUUAUAAAAGCUAAUUCUCACCAUUCCUGUGGUACCUGCGAGUCUUAUGACCAGGAUUCCUUAAAGCUGAACUCUGACCUCUUGCGUUAGAACCAUCUCCAUCUGGAGCACUUGUUUUAAAAUGCAGAUUCAUAGGCAGCAUCUCAGAUCUACAGAACAAGAAUCUCUGCUAAGUGGACCUGGAAUCUUCCAUCUGCAUCUUAACACGUUCCCUAGGUGUUUCUUGUGUUUGAGAACCAUGGCUUACGACUUUCCUCAGAACAUGAGACUGUAAAACAAAACAAAACAAAACAAAAAAACUAUUUGAUGCCUCUAUUUUCCCCAAUACAGUCACACAUCAGCUCAAAAUUUGCAAUAUUGUAGUUCAUAUAUUACCGUUAUGUCUUUGGAAAUCGGGUUCAGAACACUUUUUAUGACAAAAAAAAAUUGGGUGGAGGGGAUAACUUUCAUAUCUGGCUCAACAUCUCAGGAAAAUCUGUGAUUAUUUAUGUGUUCUAAUGAGUAACAUCUACUUAGUUAGCCUUAGGGAUGGAAAAACAGGGCCACUUACCAAACUCAGGUGAUUCCAGGAUGGUUUGGAAACUUCUCCCGAAUACAUCCUUAACCUUUAUUAAAACCAUUGUCCUAAGAACAAUGCCAACAAAGGCUACAACAUUUAGUUUAAACCCAAGAAAGGCACUAAAUUCAGAUUGGCUAAAUAAAAAGUACAACGGGCACAUAUACAUGACAGAAUUGUACACAAUCACUCCAUUGGAUCUUUUAUUUUAAAAUAGUGAUGAAAAGUAAAUGUUGAUACAGUCUUAGAAGAACUUCAUAUAUUCUUGAAGCCACAUGGGGUUUCAAUUGUGAAACAGGUCUGUUUUUAUGUUCAGUUUGUACAAUCCACAAUGCAUUCACCAGACAUUUUGUUUUUAAUUGUGAACCUGGUUAGCAAAUGACCUAUCAAAAAUUAUUCUAUGAUCACUACUAGUUAGAAGGAUAUUGAUUUAAAGUUGUUCUUCUUGAAGUGGUUUCUAAGAUUUUUAUCUUAAAAAUAGGUGUGAUUUCCUAAUAUGAUCUAAAACCCUAAAUGGUUAUUUUUCCUCAGAAUGAUUUGUAAAUAGCUACUGGAAAUAUUAUACAGUAAUAGGAGUGGGUAUUAUGCAACAUAUGGAGAAGUGAAGGCAUAGGCUUAUUCUGACAUAAAAUUCCACUGGCCAGUUGAAUAUAUUCUACUCCAUGUCCAUACUAUGACAAUCUUAUUGUCAACACUAUAUAAAUAAGCUUUUAAACAAGUCGUUUUUCUUGAUUGUUGUGAAAGAUUUGGAGCCUUAGAGGUAUGUCAGAAAAAAUAUGUUGGUAUUCUCCCUUGGGUAGGGGGAAAUGGCCUUUUUACAAGAGAGUGAAAUUUAGGUCAGGGAAAAGACUGUCAAGGGCCAGCAUUGCUUUUUUUUUUUUUUUUUUUUCUUAUGGGUUUUGUUUUGCUUUUUGGUUGGUUGGUUGUUUUCGUUGUUGUUAACAAAGGAAUGAGAAUAUGUAAUACUUAAACAUGACCACAAAGAAUGCUGUUCUGAUUUACUAGAGAAUGUCCCCAAUUUGAAUUUAGGGUGAUUUUAAAGAACAGUGAGAAAGGGUAUACAUCCACAGAUUCACUUUGUUUAUGCAUAUGUAGAUACAAGGAUGCACAUACACACAUUUUCAAGGACUCUUUUAGAUAUCUAGACAAUUUCUUCUAAUAAAGUCAUUUGUGAAAGGGUACUACAGCUCUCAUUGACAUCAGUAAGGUAGCAUUCAUUACCUGUUUAUUCUCUGCUGCAUCUUACAGAAGAGUAAACUGGUGAGAGUAUAUAUUUUAUAUAUAUAUAUAUAAAAUAUGUAUAUAUAUAUAUUGACUUGUUACAUGAAGAUGUUAAAAUCGGUUUUUAAAGGUGAUGUAAAUAGUGAUUUCCUUAAUGAAAAAUACAUAUUUUGUAUUGUUCUAAUGCAACAGAAAAGCCUUUUAAUCUCUUUGGUUCCUGUAUAUUCCAUGUAUAAGUGUAAAUAUAAUCAGACAGGUUUAAAAGUUGUGCAUGUAUGUAUACAGUUGCAAGUCUGGACAAAUGUAUAGAAUAAACCUUUUAUUUAAGUUGUGAUUACCUGCUGCAUGAAAAGUGCAUGGGGGACCCUGUGCAUCUGUGCAUUUGGCAAAAUGUCUUAACAAAUCAGAUCAGAUGUUCAUCCCAACAUGACAGUAUUCCAUUUCUGGACAUGACGUCUGUGGUUUAAGCUUUGUGAAAGAAUGUGCUUUGAAUCCAAGGGUCUUAAACAGUUUUUUUAAUCGUCAACCACUUUUAAACAUAAAGAAUUCACACAACUACUUUCAUGAAUUUUUUAAUCCCAUUGCAAACAUUAUUCCAAGAGUAUCCCGGUAUUAGCAGUACCGGAAUACAGGCACAUUAAUCCAUUCAUAGUAAGAAUUCUGGUGUUUACACAACCAAGUUUGAUGCGAUCUGCUCAGUAAUAUAAUUUGUCAUUUUUAUUAGAAAUUUAAUUUCUUCAUAUGAUGUCAUGAAACUGUACAUACUGCAGUGUGAAUUUUUUUGUUUUGUUUUUUAAUCUUUUAGUGUUUACUUCCUGCAGUGAAUUUGAAUAAAUGAGAAAAAAAUGCAUUGUC
Macaca mulatta (Rhesus monkey) is the source of this 12540-nucleotide messenger RNA. Lineage: Eukaryota; Metazoa; Chordata; Mammalia; Primates; Cercopithecidae. The record is from RefSeq and is a predicted model, not a curated record.